AUGGCAUCAAAAUCAUCGAGCAAACCUCCAGCCAAGAAACGUCCUAGGUUGAGCAAUGAGCCUAGCAACGAGGUCUCUGGCUCAUCUGUAGAGACUAACUCCCCUCCUCGUUGGGAUCCCGCAGCUGAGGCUGUGGCCCAAACUGCUUCAGAAACCCACCCGACACUUGACACUGCAGGGAACCCCAUGUUGAAAUUUUGCACCGCUACGACCGAGUUGAGAAUAAUUUCCUUGCCCCCAAUCCGCGACCUCGACUGGCGUUGUGGUUAUAAGAAUCAUCUGACGACCCAGAAACGACGUCGAGCUGCGCUUGGUCAACGCUUUGGUACGGCUGCUUUGCCUGGACAAGGGUGUGCGCGAUGUGUAAGAGAGCGUCGUGCUUUCGAAUCUUGUGUUGUUAUGCACCCACAAGGUUCCGGAAGGGCUCUGUUUACUGGUGCAUGUAUGAACUGCGCAUUUGAUUACCAACCAACGGAGUGCAGCUUUCGGGGCCUUAAUCCUCCAAAAUGGAUCAUCGAGUGGAUUCGUGCAAACAAUGGCAUCCUUCCACAGGGUAGUUUUGCUCAAGUUGUGGGACGUUUAUCUGUGCCUGCUCAUCCUGGAGUUCCUUCUUCUACUUCCACUCAAUCCCAGCAACAUGGUCCUACCUACUCUGCCAAAUGGUACAGAACGCCUUUGGAUGACGGCUCGCUAGCAAGUGACAUCACUGGCAUGAUUACCAUUCGUGAGGAUCUACGUGAGGUUCGUGCUCGUGUGGAGUACGAUAUCAAGAAAUUGUCGAAGUUUGCUGGAGAUGAUGGAUCGGACGAGGAGGCUCUUGAAGAUAACGAGCCGAACCCUUUCUACGAUUCUGCUUCUGAGCAUGGUGAUGAUGAUACUGGUUCGGCGGAUGCGAGAUCUGAGAAUGAUGAAUCGGAAGUUGAAUCGGGGGGUGUUGGUUCUCUGGGUGUUGGCUCGGUGGAUCUAAAUUCGGACGUUGUUGAUUCUGAUGUUGAUGGUGGUGAUGAUGUUGAUGGUGAUGUUGAUGGUGAUGUUGAGUCGGAUGAUGCUGACGAGUAA
Messenger RNA from Penicillium mononematosum, 1059 nucleotides. Its product is annotated as DUF3716 domain-containing protein. Lineage: Eukaryota; Fungi; Ascomycota; Eurotiomycetes; Eurotiales; Aspergillaceae. The coding region runs from base 1 to 1059 and encodes 352 amino acids. The transcript has 3 exons. The record is from RefSeq and is a predicted model, not a curated record.